Pistacia vera is the source of this 531-nucleotide messenger RNA. RefSeq lists its product as uncharacterized. The transcript has a single exon. The record is from RefSeq and is a predicted model, not a curated record. NCBI's taxonomy places the organism in Eukaryota, Viridiplantae, Streptophyta, Magnoliopsida, Sapindales, Anacardiaceae. Bases 1 to 531 code for a protein of 176 amino acids.
AUGACUCAAAAGAUGAUUGAAGAUAUCAAAUUAAUCAGAGAGAGAAUGAAACAAGCCCAUGAUCGCCAAAAGAGUUAUGCAAACUUGAAGAGAAAUGAAGUGGAAUUUCAAGCAGGGGACAAAGUGUUUGUUAAGAAUGCCCCACACAAACAUGUCAUGAGUUUUGGUAGAAAAGGAAAGCUUGCUCUGCGAUACAUUGGUGCUUUUGAAGUGCUAGAAAACAUUGGCAAAGUAGCUUAUAGACUUGCAUUACCAUUGAGCAUGGAACAAGUGCAUAAUGUUUUUCAUGUGUCAUUGUUAUGCAAGUACAUAUAUGAUCCUUCUCAUGUAUUACAAGCAGAGGAAGUGAAUCUGAAGGAGAAAUUGAUUUAUGAGGUGCGUCCAGUCCAAAUAUUGGAAAGAAAGAUUAAAGAGUUCCGGAAUAAAAGUAUUCCACUUGUCAAAGUUCUUUGGAGAAAUCACAAGGUUGAGGAAGCUACUUGGGAAGUGAAGCAAGACAUGAGAGAUCGUUACCUAGAGUUAUUUGCUUAA